GACCACGACUUUGAGAUGCAGCCUCGUGGAGCUCCAGGGCCUGGACCCUCCUUCUCCCAAGGCCACCUGCUGGGACGCCCCGCCCACCCCUCAAAGCUCCCUGGAGGGGCAUCUCCUCUCAUCCCUGUCCUCAGGAAGACCGUCCGCUUGGAUGCCUUCUCGCCAAGCUACAUCCCACAGGCUCCCGGCCGGCCAGGUCUCGGAGCCCGGGCGCGGAGCGUGCUCCCGCAGGAGACGGACAACAGCCUCAUGCCCAGGAAGCUCAGCUCCAUCUCCUUAACGCUCCGGCCCAACAGCCAGGCCUGGGAGGAGGUGCCCACCCUGGGCAGGGAGGCUGCUACCCAUGGAAGAGGGAGGCUGCCCACUCCAGACUCACCGCCUCUGACCCUAGUGCCAGGGGGCAGGGUUCACUCUGAGGGCCCGGGGAACCCAGGUCUGGCCAAACCCAGCAGGAUGCCCGUGGUGAAGCGGCUGGUGAGUUCCCACCUGGCCCUACCUUUCCAACCCCGGCUGGCCCAGGACCCACCAGGCCCCGCAGGCCCAGGACCAGCGGGUCAGAGGCACCCUGGCCCAGUGGCUGCCCAAGUGCCUGCCAGAGCUUCCUCAGGAAGAGGCAGGCCCAGGUCCAGGGGUACCCUGAGACCCCGGCUGCAUCUCCAAAGGGCCAUCCCUACCGUGGCGCCGGCGAUGGCCAUGGAUUUGGCUACUCUGGACACAAUGAGAGGCACAAGCAGACAUUUAGCCACAAUGGCCACCAACAGACCCCGCCUGGCUGUCAACUCAGCCACAGCAAACACACCCAGACUGAACACAGGCACGGCGUUCCCUGCUCUGGAUGCCAAACUGGGCACAGCCACAGAAUUGGCCACAGCAGGCACAGCCAAGCAGGGCCUGGCCACGGACCUGGUAAUGCCAGACCCAGACAAGCUGGGCAAAGCCCUAGCCACAUCAGGCACAGCCAAGCCAUAUACAGCUACAGGGGCCACAGCCAAGGAUGUGGCAGCCCCAGGCCCGGUCAAGUUGGGCACAGCCAGGCCAGACAGAGUCCUGGCUUUGGACAGAGCCGAUCCAGCCAAGCGGGACAUAACUGCGGGGUCUCCUGUUUUGCACAAGAGCAGGCUGGGCAUAGGCAUGGGUUCGGCUGUGCCGGCCACCCUAAACCCGGCCAUUGGAGAGACCACACCCGACAGUGCCAUUAACCUGACCACGUCGGACACUGCCACCUGCCCAUCGAUGUCAAGCAGAAGCACAGACUCAGCCCUGGACCACACUGCGGCUUCUGUGGCCUCAGCAGCCCACCCUCCCGCCUUGGCAGGGCUCCCAGAGACCAGGACGGACGCAGCCAUGUCGGAGCUGGUGCCCGAGCCCAGGCCUAAGCCGGCAGUGCCCAUGAAGCCCGUCAGCAUCAACACCAACCUGCUGGGCUACAUCGGCAUCGACACCAUCAUCGAACAGAUGCGGAAGAAGACCAUGAAGACCGGGUUCGACUUCAACAUCAUGGUCGUCGGUCAGAGUGGACUGGGCAAGUCAACGCUGGUCAACACGCUCUUCAAAUCCCAAGUGAGCCGCAAGGCCUCCAGCUGGAACCGCGAGGAGAAGAUCCCCAAGACCGUGGAGAUCAAGGCUAUUGGGCACGUGAUAGAGGAGGGCGGUGUCAAAAUGAAGCUGACCGUCAUCGACACGCCUGGCUUUGGAGACCAGAUCAACAAUGAAAACUGCUGGGAGCCCAUUGAGAAGUACAUCAACGAGCAGUACGAGAAGUUCCUGAAGGAGGAGGUGAACAUCGCCAGGAAGAAACGCAUCCCGGACACUCGUGUCCACUGCUGCCUGUACUUCAUCUCCCCCACGGGACACUCCCUGCGACCCCUUGACCUGGAGUUCAUGAAACACCUCAGCAAAGUGGUGAACAUCAUCCCCGUCAUAGCCAAGGCUGACACCAUGACGCUGGAGGAGAAGUCCGAAUUCAAGCAGAGGGUUCGAAAGGAGCUUGAAGUACAUGGCAUUGAGUUCUACCCACAGAAGGAAUUUGAUGAAGAUUUGGAGGACAAGACGGAGAAUGACAAAAUCCGGCAGGAGAGCAUGCCCUUUGCCGUGGUGGGAAGUGACAAGGAAUACCAAGUGAAUGGCAAGCGGGUCCUCGGCAGGAAAACCCCCUGGGGCAUCAUUGAAGUGGAAAACCUCCACCACUGUGAGUUUGCCCUGCUUCGAGACUUUGUCAUCAGGACUCACCUCCAGGACCUCAAGGAAGUGACACACAACAUCCAUUAUGAGACCUACAGGGCCAAGCGGCUCAAUGACAACGGAGGCCUCCCUCCGGGAGAAGGCCUCCUGGGCUCUGUCCUUCCACCCGUGCCAGCCACCCCCUGCCCCACUGCUGAAUGAAGGCCAUUUCAAGCGCUGCUUCUCCCUCCAUUCCUCUCAGCUGUUAUUGCUGCGGGGCCAUGACCUUUUAAGGGCUGUGUUAGUCCAGUCCACCUCCACAUCCCUUCUCUCUCCCUGGCCCUCAGCAGGUGGGAGGGGCCAGCUGCUUUAGGACAGUCGCCUUCUCCAUUUAUCCAAACACCCCUCUCCUCCCAGUGGAAUGGAGCCCUCGCCAGCACUGCCCUCCUCCAUCGUCUGUGUCAGCUGGUCCCAGCCCAUCUGUAGGGUGAAAGAACUCGUCAAGAGCUUCUUCUGCCCUUGCAAACCCAUACCAGCUACUUGUUACCAUCUCCAAGGGACAUGGCAUUGCUCCCUGUCCAUCUGCAUGAGCUACUCUUGGCUUCCUUAAAGGGUCAAGAAAGCCAUUUUUCUGCUUUUCAGAUUCAUUGAUGUCAGCUGUGUGAGCCCUGGUGUGGGACAAGGGUGUCUCCUUCAUUGCUUAAAACUUAUUUAUAAGGAGGGGUCACUACAGAUGUGGGGGACUAAGGGCUAGGACCUCUCCUUUAAAAAGCACCACUUGUGGCUGGCCCAGAGUGUGGUUACACACCCUCCCCACCCCAUAAUCAGCCACUUAGGAAGAGUGGUUUUCCGAAGAGACAUUUCUGGGUUGACUCCCUUAUCCUCAACCUUAAAAAACAAAGGAACUAAACACAGACAAAAAAACUCCAGAUCCCCAGAAGAUGUGAACUCUAGGAAGAAAAAAAGCACCCAUCUGUCUACUUAGCAAUAAGAAGGAUCUCUUCCCACCCACAUUGACUAUUCCUACCCUCCCUCCCCAAUUAAUGUGAGUAAUGAAUCAGUCUGGCCACAGUUGGUCACUGUAGGCUAGUGGAAAAUACCCAAUGGAGGGCAAAGGCCCUUAUCAGAUGCAUGAAUGUUUGCGAAUGUCGGCUGCCACUGCCCCACACGCUGUGUCUUAUGGAAUCUCUCCCUGCCCACCCCUCCCCUUCUCCACCUGGACACAACUUGCUCAAAGGCUGGUGACUUGCGGGCCAUUCAUCUACAACCGAGUCCUGAUGGAGCAAGAGGCCCAAGCCUAGGGGAUGCAAGAACGACCCAUUUCUUAAAUGUGACUAGUGCCAGCCUACCUUUUGGUGACAUUAUGGUUAAAUUUCCCAACUGAAAACAAGCCAAUGACACUCAAACUGGUUGUGUAAAUGUUGCUAGACUUCAUGUGUUGUACAACUAAACAUUGCUGUUU
This is a messenger RNA of Myotis myotis, 3622 nucleotides long. It is a transcript of the gene SEPTIN3, whose product is annotated as septin 3. Gene Ontology annotation, biological process: cytoskeleton-dependent cytokinesis. NCBI's taxonomy places the organism in Eukaryota, Metazoa, Chordata, Mammalia, Chiroptera, Vespertilionidae. The transcript has 11 exons. Gene Ontology annotation, molecular function: molecular adaptor activity; GTPase activity; GTP binding. Bases 16 to 2382 code for a protein of 788 amino acids. Gene Ontology annotation, cellular component: cell division site; microtubule cytoskeleton; septin complex. The record is from RefSeq and is a predicted model, not a curated record.